Molecule: messenger RNA, 1643 nt
Organism: Nothobranchius furzeri (turquoise killifish)
Lineage: Eukaryota; Metazoa; Chordata; Actinopteri; Cyprinodontiformes; Nothobranchiidae
Gene: aqp3a
Product: aquaporin 3a
Biological process (GO): glycerol transmembrane transport; water transport
Cellular component (GO): plasma membrane; basolateral plasma membrane
Molecular function (GO): urea transmembrane transporter activity; water channel activity; glycerol channel activity
Source: RefSeq, a predicted model, not a curated record
UAACUCUGUUAGGCAGAGGCUGGGUCUGAGGUUGACCAGCCCAGCCCCGCUCAGCUAUUUAAGGGAGUUCUGUUCACCUUCCCAGCUUAACUGCCACUCAGGAAACUACACCUGCUACAUUUGUUUACUUACAAUCUCCUCAUCCUCUGACAGCAUGGGUCGACAGAAGGCAUUCCUAGACAAACUGUCCCGGUUCUUUCAGAUCCGUAAUAAGUUGCUUCGCCAGUCAUUGGCAGAGUGUCUCGGCACCCUCGUCCUUGUGAUGUUUGGCUGUGGUGCUCUGGCACAACAUGUGCUGAGCUCUGGCUCACAUGCUAUAUUCCUCACUGUCAACUUCGCUUUUGGCUUCGGUGCCACCUUAGGCAUCCUGGUCUGUGGCCAGGUUUCAGGUGGUCAUCUGAACCCUGCUGUGACCUUUUCGCUGUGCCUGCUUGGAAGAGAACGCUGGAGAAAGUUCCCCAUGUACUUCCUGUUUCAGACAAUUGGUGCAUUUUUUGGUGCUGCUGUGAUUUUUGGCAUGUACUAUGAUGCCUUGUGGGAUUUUGAGGGAGCGUUCAAUGUUACUGGCUCUGGUGUCACCGCUGGCAUCUUUGCUACUUACCCUGGAACCCACCUCACUACUCUCAAUGGCUUCUUUGACCAGCUUAUUGGCACAGCAGCACUGAUCGUUUGCAUUCUGGCUAUUGUGGAUCCAUACAACAAUCCCAUCCCCCAAGGGCUGGAGGCCUUCACUGUGGGGUUUGUGGUUCUGGUCAUUGGACUUUCCAUGGGCUUUAAUUCUGGCUAUGCUGUUAACCCUGCCAGAGAUUUCGGUCCACGUCUUUUCACCGCCAUAGCUGGCUGGGGAGGCGAAGUGUUCACGGUUGGAAACGGCUGGUUCCUGGUGCCUAUCAUUGCCCCGUUCAUUGGCGCCAUCAUUGGCACAGUCAUUUAUCAGUUGAUGGUUGGUAUCCACGUGGAGGGAGAAGCACGCGAAAAGAAGGAGAGAGCGGAGGGGGAGAACGUUCGACUGGCAAAUGCCAACAAGAAAGACGUGCCCUGAGCACUUGCAUCCAGUUGCUCUUUAAUGUAAAUAGAAUCACACCACAUUUUAUCAUUUCUGCCGCAGCUAUUUUUGGGGGUCAAAUGAUCCUCAUAGCAACUGAAAUAUCUUCUCUGGCGAGUUAUUUGGUUUGCCACAGUAGUCCUUAUUUACAUGUUGUAUUAUGCUGAUAAAAACAUUAUGUACAGGUUGAACAGAUGUCAUUUUUAUAAGAUUUGAAUACCCGUAUCUGUAUCAAUAACACUUCAUUUUUAACAGUAUUGUAUAUUUUAUACCAUAUUACUUUUUAAGAAUUACUUUAGUUUAUAUUCAUGACAGUAACAUUUAUUUUAGAGCUUUUAUAUAUUUCUGUGUGUAUUGUUCAAAAAGAUUUGAGCGGGGGAAUAGUUUGGAAUAUUAAAGUUUCAUUGUACCAAUGCAUGAGUCAUUUGGAAUAACAUGAUAAAAACCUGUAUAGAGGUCAUUUAUUGUCUGUCCUGAUUAUAUGGAGUUGAAAAACAGUGGUCUGUGUUCUUCCCACAGCAUUCUCCUUUAUAUGAUUGUUGUUGAUAAAACAUGUUUUUUUCAACCUUUUGUGAAAUUAAAAGCUUAAAAACGUGAA